AUGGCUCCUGUUUCCUCAAAAAUUGGCAUAAUAGGAGCUGGUGUUAGUGGCUUAGCAGCCGCUAAACAACUAGCCCACCACAACCCUUUAGUCUUUGAAGCCUCUGACUCUAUUGGUGGUGUCUGGAGGCAUUGUUCUUACAGUUCCACGAAGCUUCAGUCCCUUCGUUGUGAUUAUGAGUUUUCUGAUUUCCCUUGGUCUGAUAGGGAUAGCACAAGUUUUCCAUCUUAUACUGAGAUAUUGGAAUACUUAACAUCUUAUGCUAACCACUUUGAUGUCCUCAAGUUUGUGAGGUUCAACUCAAAAGUGGUGGAGAUUAGGUUUGUUGGUGAUAGGGAAGCCACUGAUCUCACUGGGAAACCUGGUGACUAUCCUACUAUAUUGCCUGGACACCCUGUUUGGGAGGUUGCUGUGCAAACCAACCAUUCAGAUACCAUUGAGUGGUAUGCGUUCGAGUUUAUUGUGGUUUGCAUUGGAAAAUAUGGAGAUGUACCUAAAAUCCCAGAAUUUCCACGAAACAAAGGCCCUGAAAUAUUUCAGGGCAAGGUCUUGCAUACCAUUGAUUACUGCAAACUUCAAAAGGAAGAGACUUCACAACUACUUAAGGGGAAGAAGGUUGCAGUCGUUGGUUUCAAGAAAUCAGCUAUUGAUUUAGCACUCGAGUGCGCAGAGGAGAACCAAGGACCGGAAGGACAACCUUGCACCAUGGUGGUAAGGACUUUGCACUGGACAGUUCCCCAUUACUGGAUUUGGGGUUUGCCAUUUUACAUGUUUUACUCAACAAGAUCCUCUCAGUUCCUCCAUGAAAAGCCCAACCAAAGCUUUCUCAGAACUCUUCUUUGCCUUCUUUUAUCUCCAAUGAGGCGAGGAGCUUCAAAAUUUAUCGAGUCCUAUUUGCUGUGGAAACUUCCUCUGCAGAAGUAUGGAUUAAAACCAGACCACCCUUUUGAAGAAGACUAUGCAUCUUGUCAGAUGGCUAUCAUGCCAGAGAAUUUCUUCUCCGAGGCUGAUAAGGGAAAGAUUCUCUUUAAAAGAGCAUCAAAUUGGUGGUUCUCAAAGGAAGGAAUUGAAUUUGAUGAUAACACCAAACUGGAGGCUGAUGUUGUUGUUCUUGCAACUGGUUACGAUGGGAAGAAAAAGCUCAAAGCUAUCUUACCAGAGCCUUUCCGUACUUUGUUAGAGUAUCCUUCUGGUAUCAUGCCCUUGUAUAGGGGCACAAUCCAUCCACUAGUUCCGAACAUCGCAUUUGUAGGUUACCUUGAGAGUGUUACAAACCUUCAUACAUCGGAGCUGCGUUCCAUAUGGCUAGCUCGCCUCGUAGAUGAGAAAUUCAAGCUCCCUAGUGUUGAGAAGAUGAUUGAACAGACAACCAAAGAAAUGGCAGUCUCCAAGAAGACAACCAGGUUCUACAAGAGGCACUGCAUUUCUACCUUCAGCAUUAACCACAGUGAUGAAAUAUGUGAAGAGAUGGGAUGGAAUUCUUGGAGGAAGAAGAAUUGGAUUUCAGAAGCAUUUAGCCCCUAUGGUAGUCAAGACUAUAUAUGAGAGGAAUAAAGGAAGCGGCGAUAAUAUAGCAAAUUAUUGUCCUUCAUUACUUGCUAAGAGGUUUCUCCUUUCUAGUGUAGAACAAUCUAUAGUUUAUAACCAUAAAAGGGGAAACUAAUUAAACAUAAUAUAUAUGCAU
This is a messenger RNA of Quercus lobata, 1684 nucleotides long. RefSeq names its product probable flavin-containing monooxygenase 1. NCBI's taxonomy places the organism in Eukaryota, Viridiplantae, Streptophyta, Magnoliopsida, Fagales, Fagaceae. Bases 1 to 1545 code for a protein of 514 amino acids. The transcript is spliced from 5 exons. The record is from RefSeq and is a predicted model, not a curated record. Gene Ontology annotation, molecular function: NADP binding; N,N-dimethylaniline monooxygenase activity; flavin adenine dinucleotide binding.